CCCGCCAUGGCGCCCUCGUUGAGCCUGCGCCCUCGCACCGCCAGCGACCGCCCGUCCACCAGAGACAAUGCCGACCACAGCCUCAUCAUCCCCAGCCGCACCUCGUCUCUCCACUCGAGGAUCACCCAGCCGCUCCCCCCGACCCUCAACAUCAAGCAGGGCUCCAGGAGCCCCAAGACGCUCACCCAUGCCUACAUGGUGUGUGGCGUUGGCCGCGAGCCCUCGCAAUGGGUCAAGGCACCUGCUCCCGCCCAGGGCAAGAUUGGACACAUGAAGGGUGCCGUGGGCACUUUUUGGCUUCCCGAGAUCCUGGGCAGCAGCCCGCGACUGGAGCAAGACAAUGAAAUCGCAAGAUCUCUCCACUCGGCCAUGAGGGCAUGUUUCCCUCACGAUGUCGAGAUUUGCACUGGCAGGAGCCAGCCGCACUGCGUACACCACUCAUUUGUCCUGCAGCAGGAUUCUUCCCAUACCCUCUACGGUAUUGCGCUGCGUGUCUGGUCGCGCGCCGAUGAGAAGAGAGCCGAGACGAUUCGCGACCUGCGCAAGCGCAUCGAGCCCGACUUCUACGACAACCCAGAAGAGACGUACUGGAUCCCCUACUGCCUCAGUUUCCUCUCCCGGUACCCCUUGUACAACCUGCUUGGCGACUACUUGCGCGGCAUGUGGAUUCACUGGAACAAGGCCACCAACCUGUUCCACGCAGAGGAGGUAUCUCGCAUCCUGAGUUUCCCUGCCCCGCGCCUGAACGACCUGGUUCGCAUCGACAUGAAGGACUACGCCCUGUGCUACCAGUUCCCCUCAUCGCCUACCGGCUUCCAAAACUUCGCCAUGUGGCCCCUCUUCACCUGUCUGUCCAUUCCCAACAUUGUGGGUGUGAUUGAGGCGGCUCUGUCACCCACUCGCCGCAUCAUUUUCACCAGCCACUACCCCGCCAUGCUCACGGUUGCGGCAGAGACGAUCCGCUUUUGCGUAAGGGUGUACGAGUGGAGCGGUCUGUACGUGCCCGUGGUUCAUGCGCGUCACGUCAAGGACCUGGUGCAGGAGCCCGGCCCGUACAUUCUGGGUGUAACGUCGGAAUGCCGCUCGCUCUUUACGGCCCCAACAGAUGCCCUCGUUGUGGAUCUGGACCGCAACUUUGUCCUGACCUCGAGCCCUCCGACCGCCCUGACAGCCGGUCAGCGCACCAAGAUGAUUACUCGUCUCACACAGGCCCUCAAUGGCGAGGUCGCGCCAACUGGUGUGCCACAGCAUCUGCGAUCUGCUUACGGCGGCGGUAAGCUCGUUCCCGCCGGUCAAAUCAUUGUCAUGCGCGGCGAGGUCGAGAGCAUCCAAGACCCCGACUGGUGGUCGCAAGACGCGGUCAUGUCGGUCAUGGACCACGUGUGUGAGAAGCUCGGCCGAAACACUGGUGUCAAGGCACUCUUCGGCGGUUCUGUCAAGAAGCCAUUGAUGACCAAGGUCUCGAUGCGCCAUUUGAACGAGAUUGUGCGCGAGCGCAAUCAAUACUCACGUGACGCACAAGAAGCUUGGACAGACUUCAUCAACCUUAAGCAGCGCUUGGACAGCGAGCUUGGUAAGGUUACCAAGCGCAACAACUUCCUGGUCGAGGAGCUGGAGAGCUGGAAGCAGCAGUUCCUCAAAUUCCAGGCUUUCGCUGAGCAGCUCACCAAGGAGACUCAGGACCUCAAGGUAAAGAUUGAGAACCACAAGCGCGAGAACCGUCGUCUCACUAGCCUCAUCGAUCAGCAAAAGGACGACGCCGCAAGGCUUACUGUUCGCCUGUCCGGUACUGAGAAGCAGCGCGACGACGCCCUCGAAGCCCUCGUGCUCCAGCAAGAAAUUGCCGAGGAGCUUGAGCGCGAGAGGAAGAAGAACAAGAAGGAGCUCAGUGCUCUCCAGCACACCAACACCGCCAUUCUCCGCCAGCGCGACGAGGCACAACGUGUUGUGCUUCACCUCCGUGCCCUCAUCGAGGGCCAGACGCACCACAUGGAGCACAUUGUCAAGUCGCUCAACCAGGACGACAUGUCAAACUACAUGGACGCCGGCUUCGAGGAUGUGCCUGAAGAGGACGAGGAGGAUGAGGAGGUGGACCCCAAGGGUCGCGCAACCAGCCGCAGCUCCGCCAAGGACAAGUCCGAGGUCGGUACCAUCCGUGGCGUGGCUGGCGUCGAUAGCCGCCAGGACUCACGGGCAAGCACCGCCCAAGGCAAGCACCUCGACGGCGAAGACGUCACACCCGACAUGGAGCAGCGUCUCUUCAACAGCCCUGCGCGAAACUCGAAGCGUUUCUCAAACCAGUCCAUGGUCGACGUGGCCGACCGCGUCCUCCGCGACAAGACGGAUGCUAUUGCUUACAUUAUCCGCAACAUCUCGGAACAAUGCGCCGCCGCUGUCGAGGGCCUCCAGCUCGCCCAGCGCGCCGAUACCGAAGAUGACAACCACAGCGACCGUCGCAGCAGCGUUGGUCAAAUGUCCCUGCACGGUGGUCGUGUUCAAUCGAGCCAAGGCAGCGACUAUGGCGACGAGGACAGCAUGCUCCGUCCUGGCCGCGGAUCCAGCAUUCCUCCUACACCCGACCUAAGCCACAGGUCCAGCACAUCCAUGUCCAUGGCGAGCGCCAGCACAACACCAGACCGGUCAAGCCUGCAGCACCGAUCGCACGACGUACCUGUUGUGCCAACACGCAUCUUGGAAGACGACGACGAUGUCGACGGCAGUGGUAACAACGACCUCCAGGCCGACAUGGUUCCCGUGUCCAAGUACGCUCAACCGCUUAGGCAGCCCCACAGCUCCAUCCGUCACAUGUCAUCGCGUUAAGUAAAAAGCGUGGAGGAGACAUGGUUCUCAUCUGGCAUUGUUCCCAUUUCCUUUAUUUCCACAACCUUGAUUUAUCAUUAGCGAUCGAAACGAGAUUAGCAUUGAUGCCCUUUUCCUUUCUAGUUCCCAAAGGCGUUUGUGAGAGACAGUGAGAGAGAGAGAGAGAGAGAGACAGGGCGAGAGAGUAUUAUUUCCUUUCUUCUUCUCUUGUAACCCUUCUAUCGAUACGGCCCAGUGCCCGUGAAUCAACC
Exserohilum turcica Et28A is the source of this 3071-nucleotide messenger RNA. RefSeq lists its product as uncharacterized. The record is from RefSeq and is a predicted model, not a curated record. Gene Ontology annotation, biological process: regulation of Rab protein signal transduction. Gene Ontology annotation, cellular component: cytoplasmic vesicle. The transcript is spliced from 3 exons. Lineage: Eukaryota; Fungi; Ascomycota; Dothideomycetes; Pleosporales; Pleosporaceae. Bases 7 to 2820 code for a protein of 937 amino acids.